AUGAAGACGAGCGAUGAACUUCUCCACAUCGACAUUAAGGUGGAUGAAAGCAAAGCUCGCACCUCCGUCCUGGACCUCCUCAGAACUUUGAGACCUCAUUGGAGGCCGGAAGACGUCCGCAUGAAGGCCAGUAGCCUUUUGUUUGGGACGUUCACGGAGGGCAUCACCAACCAGCUGCUGGGCUGCUCCGUGGACGAAUCGGACUGCGUGCUGGUGCGAGUCUACGGCCAACGGACCGAACUCUUUCUGGACCGCCAACGGGAGGUGGAAAUGUUCCGCCUCCUCCACGCAAACGGCCGCGGGCCGCAGAUCUACUGCAGCUUCCGCAACGGCAUCUGCUACCAGUUCGUCCCGGGAGACGUGCUGGAAGACAAGCUGCUCCGCCAGCCCUCCGUCUACAGAUUGAUCGCGGCGGAGAUGGCGAGAAUCCACUCCAUCCCUCCGCCGAGCGCUCACCCCCCCGAGCGUCUGCUGUGGAGCAAGCUCUCUCGUUUUCUCACGCUCUUAGAGGACAGCGGCGAACUCGCCGGGCAGAGUUCCGCGUCCGACCCCCAGUUGCCCGCUUUGGCGAGGUUGUCGACGGAAGCGGAGUCGCUGGAGCGGCACCUCUCGCCGUUGGGCUCGCCCACCGUGUUAUGUCACAACGACCUCCUGACCAAGAACAUCAUCUACGACUGCCAGCAGGAGACUGUGAAAUUCAUCGACUACGAGUACGCUGAGUACAACUACCAGGCCUUCGAUAUUGGGAAUCACUUCAAUGAAUUUGCAGGUGUCCAGGACAUAGACUACGGCUGCUACCCGAGCCGCCGGCUGCAGAACGACUGGCUGGAGGCCUACCUGCUAAGCUACAAGCACUGCACGGGGCAAGACGUCGCCAUCACCCGGGAUGAGGUGACGCGACUCUACGUGCAAGUCUGCAAGUUCUCCUUGGCUUCCAACUUCUUCUGGGGUUUGUGGGCCAUCCUCCAGUCUCAGUACUCCUCUAUUGACUUUGACUUCCGGAGGUACGCCGUGGCGCGCCUCAACCGCUACUUCGAGAAGAAAGAAGAAUAUUUUUUAUUGAAAUGAAUUGGAAAGAGGGCAGUACUUCAGGCAAGCGGUUAUUACAUUUGCCCGGUGUUCCAAGUUUCUGGGUUCAAAUUUCUGUUCUUGGCUGGCAAGUCCACGAAGCAUAUUUUAAAGGUCUUGUCUCGGUCCCGGGGGGUGGCCAUCGAGACCCGCGCUGAUCUGCUCUUCUUCAGCUUCAUUCCUGUGAAGAAGCACUUUGUGAAACCAA
This is a messenger RNA of Syngnathoides biaculeatus (alligator pipefish), 1276 nucleotides long. RefSeq names its product ethanolamine kinase 2-like. Bases 1 to 1068 code for a protein of 355 amino acids. Gene Ontology annotation, cellular component: cytoplasm. The record is from RefSeq and is a predicted model, not a curated record. The transcript is spliced from 8 exons. Gene Ontology annotation, molecular function: ethanolamine kinase activity. NCBI's taxonomy places the organism in Eukaryota, Metazoa, Chordata, Actinopteri, Syngnathiformes, Syngnathidae. Gene Ontology annotation, biological process: phosphatidylethanolamine biosynthetic process.